Molecule: messenger RNA, 668 nt
Organism: Carassius gibelio (silver crucian carp)
Lineage: Eukaryota; Metazoa; Chordata; Actinopteri; Cypriniformes; Cyprinidae
Exons: 3
Coding region: 27-668 (213 amino acids)
Source: RefSeq, a predicted model, not a curated record
CGAGGUAAAAUUGAAGAACGGAAGAAAUGGAGAAGAUGGAAGAAAAAGAGAAGGGACCCUAUCGGAAGAAACUAAAUGCCACUGCCAAAAAACGUUAUUUAGACAAACUGUCCGAGAUAAACAAGAUAGAUCCAUAUGAUUUAGCAGCCCAAGACUGGAUUACCGAUCCAGACGCACUACCUCCGCUCACAUAUAUGGACAUCGUAAAUUACCUCGUUUUUGGAUUGAGUGCGUACACUUUGCAGGAGUUUAAGAGCUAUAAAUCCCUUCAAGCUCAUGAACAGUUUUGCAGCGGCUGGGUACAAGACCUCCUCAUUCACAGGCCGCCUAACUGCAAGAGCACAGUCGUACUGGCAAAGGUGAUGCACUCCCAGCGCCUUAGUGAAGUUCCUCUGAAGGCUUGGGUUAUUAUCAACACCAAUGGUGAAGUUUCCUCAGUUGCAGAGACAUGCACCCAUGUUGAGGCCUUGCUUUUUAAAAUGGAAGCAACUGUCCGGUGCAGAGAAAUGAGGACUGUCACAGACAUGUCUGCAUACUGGAUCUUACCAAGUAAUGUGAACAAAGUUCACGGUGAGAUCAGGUGGAAUAAACUUGCUCUCUGCUGCAUCCCACUGGCCUUGAGGAAGUCUCUUCAUAGUCACCCAUCACAAGCAGCAAAGCCAGUAUAA